Messenger RNA from Linum tenue, 1553 nucleotides. The record is from the annotation of a GenBank genome assembly. NCBI's taxonomy places the organism in Eukaryota, Viridiplantae, Streptophyta, Magnoliopsida, Malpighiales, Linaceae.
UGCAAAGUUAUAACUAUUGAAAUGAAUUUUGCCUUUCAAUUUUCAUGGAUUUCAGGGUUAUUGGCCAAGAAGGUCACAUGGCAGCAACUAGUGACGAAAGUGAGAUAAUAGCCACUCGAACUAGAGAUUCUUCGCUAACUAUUCUAUAGCGCGAAAACGGUACAGUUCGUGAUUUAGGCGACUGGAAAGCCUUUGCGUCGAUUCGCCGGCGGAACGAAGGGAGAGAAAAGAGAUGAGAGGAGCGUUUCUCUACAGAACCGCUUCGUCGGCGAAUCUGAAGAGCAGAGCUCGUACAGCAACCGCCGCCGGAGCAGCCUACAAGCUCCUCGCAUCCGCUUCAUUGAGCACGGGCUACGACGGGGAGGAAGGAGGACUGCCUAGCGCUUCCAAGGUCAAGAUUUUCGAUCGGGAACUCAAGCGGAGACAACGCGAUCGAGCUGCUUGGCUGUCGACGUCGAAAGAUCCUUUUGCAGAUGCGGUCGCUGAGAAUCUACUCGAUCGUUUGGAGGAUUGUAAGAAGACAUUUCCGACUGCAUUAUGCUUAGGAGGUUCAUUAGCAGCUAUCAGACGCCAAUUACGCGGGCAAGGGUCUAUUGAAAAGUUGAUUAUGAUGGACACGUCUCAUGACAUGAUCAAAUCAUGUAGACAGGCUAAUGAGGGUGCGUCUAAUAAUGGUAAUAUCGAAACUUCAUUUGUGGUUGGUGAUGAAGAGUUUCUACCCAUGAAAGAAAGUUCGGUAGAUUUGGUGAUCAGUUGUCUGGGACUCCACUGGACGAAUGACCUUCCCGGAGCCAUGAUACAGUGUAAAUUGGCGUUGAAACCAGAUGGUCUAUUUUUGGCAGCGAUUCUAGGUGGAGAAACAUUGAAGGAGCUGAGAAUAGCCUGCACUGUGGCUCAGAUGGAGCGUGAAGGCGGCAUCAGCCCUCGAAUGUCACCUUUGGCUCAGGUUCGUGAUGCAGGCAACUUGUUGACCAGGGCAGGUUUCACUCUCCCUGGUGUGGAUGUUGAUGAGUACACAGUUAAGUACAGAAGUGCUCUAGAGCUGAUAGAUCAUUUGCGUGCAAUGGGAGAAACCAAUGCUCUUCUUCAACGAAGCAAUAUUCUGAAGAGAGAAACAGCAUUGGCGACUGCUGCAGUCUACGAAUCGAUGUUUGGCGCAGAAGAUGGCACCAUUCCGGCUACGUUCCAGGUUAUUUACAUGACAGGCUGGAAAGAGCACCAUUCUCAACAGAAGCCAAAAACGAGGGGAUCCGCCACUGUGUCUUUCCAGGACCUUCAUAAGCAUUUGGCUACUGAUCAAAGCUGAACUGAAGCCUCUUCUAGUCUUCUUCCAUUAAGCAAUUUGGUUAAAGCCUUCCAGUUCCGGCUUCUAAACCAGUAUUUAGAAAGAUUAUACUCUUUCAUGUUUAUUUUAUUCUGAAAACAUCCACUUCAAAAGCAAAUGUAUUAUCGAUAUGUCUGUCUUGUUUAUCAGAGGUAGAGUGCACAGAACAUAUGUACAAAAUAAUCAAAAGGUUUACGGUUUACCUAAUGCUAUGUGCAUCAAACAUCAA